UCUCCACAUCUUUCGGUCUUCUGCUCUCUCCCCUCCCUCCUUAGGGCUCCCUCCUCCCGCUCCCUCCUUCCUUCCUUCCCUCCCUCUCUCUCUCUCUCUCUCGCUCUCUCUCAGUCAUAGGCAGACAUGUGCUUGCCGUGCCAGCAGACUGAUUUAACCCUCUCCUCAGAAUAACUGAUGCACAGACAGAUGUCUUUCACUUCCCCUCCUUGACCCCCCUAACUAUCUCCCUCUUUCCUUUUCCCUCCACAGUAGCUCUAUUCAUUAUUUCUCCUCCUUUCCGUUCCUCUCUUCUUAUUCUCCCCUGCAGUUUUCCCUGCUCAGACAGCUAUAAAGAAUUGUCCUGUAGCAGAGCUUGUGUAAUUGCUGGCUUCACAGGCACAUGAGAACAGGAGCCCCUGCUUCAACACCGGCCCAAUAAGGAAUACCAAGCACUGGACUGAACAACACAGCGUUGGAGGGAAGGACAAAGCAAAAGACAUACAAAGAAAAACAGGCCACCUUUUCUAAACUCCAAGGAAGAAGGAUACAAUACGGAAUACAAGGAGUGUCAGAAGGAGAGAAGAAACAGUGUGAGGAGUACAGGAAGAGUUAAGUGUUAGACCAUGCCUGGCUGUCAUGUCCGGACACCGCUGGUGCUGGUGCUCUGCAUGCUGGUGCUGUCCUGUGGGUCAGGAGGCGCCCGACGGAUCAGGAAGAGAGGGCUUAACCAAAAGGUGGGGGUUAGAGCUGAUAUGAGUACCUAAACUGUUGCUGCAGCAAUACAGGUGUGUGUGUGUGUGUAUGUGUGUGUGUGUGUGUGUGUGUGUGUGUGUAAAGAGGAAGGGAAAGCCUGGUGGAAAUACAAUACAUACUCUGUUUUAGCAGGGUGGCAGAGGGGUGUAGUUUGAAGGUUUCACACUUAAAACAGUUUUGGGGCUGAGGUGAGACGCGGGUGUUAACAGUGGUGUGACUAUGUCUCUGUUGAAGUGCUCAGUAGAGGUGUGUAUGUCUGAAGAUAAACGUACUAUGAGGACAGUUGAGAGAGGGAAACUGUAUAAUUUGACAUCUGAAGCCAUGUGACGUGCUUGAAUUCUAUUUUAAAACUCUCACAAGACUACAAAAUAGAAGGUACAGGGUGUAUGCAUGUGUGUACAUUUGUGUGUGUGUGUCUUUGUUUGUGUGUGUGUGUGUGUGUGCGUGCCUCUGUAUGUCUAUGUGCGUGUGUGUGUGCAUGCACGUGUGUAUGUAUGCAAGUGUGCAUGCGUGUGUCUGUGUGGUACGUGUGUAUGUGUUUGUGUGAACCUGGUGUAAAGGAUGUUGGGGUUAUUGGGGCAGGAACUCAGUGGGCCUUAGCUCGUUAACUCAGCUCAGUGCAGGUUUGAUUGAUCAUAGCUAACGAGGGCCAGUGCACUAUGGUGCCCCUCUCUCUCUCCCUCCCCCCCUCAUUCUCUCUCACCCUCACUCCCUCAAGACGGAUGGCCAAACUGACAUUCUUCAAGGAUGCUGCUUCAAAGCCACUUUAAUUGGAACAUGCUGAGGUGGCUGUGGCCUUCCUUCAUUCUCCUUCUCCCUCCAAGCCUUCCACUUCCAUCACUCUCCAUUCACAACUCUAUGGCACCAGCAUGGGCAACACCUGUUGCCUUCCCUUGCCUUUCUUUCUUUGUUUGAAAAGGCCAGUAAUGGUUGCAGGAUGUUAGGUGAGCUUAUCCGACUAGUUUAAAUAUUUGAGUUCUCUUACCGUACAGUGGAUGACAGUCGGUCAGAUUUCAGGUUUCAAGUUGUAUUAGUCGUACAGUAUGUACGGGAUACUCAUGGUAUACAUCGUCCAACGAAAUGGUUCCUUCUUGACAAUGCAACAACAAUAAGAAAUAAUAAAAUAUAAACAUAAGAUCAUAAAGUAAAUGGCUCAGUAGAAUAUAAUAUUUGUUGUUGCAUAAUUAUAAUACAGGAAGCCACAAUGUAUAGUCCAAUAUUUACAUGUGUAUUGGGAAGGGGAGUGUGGGGUUCAGUAUAUAAACUGAGCAGUGUAAUAAGUGUCUGGUAGCAGCAGUGAGUGAUGUGUGUGUAGCGUGUGUGUGUGUGUGUUUGUGUGGAUGUGUGCAUGAGUGAGAGCAUGUGUGCUAAGGUGCGGAGAAUCAAAGCAGGUGGUCAGUCCAGUUCAAGUGUUCAGCAGUCUGGUGGCUUGUAGAUAGAAACUGUCUCUGAGCCUGUUGGUAUCAGACCUCUUGCUCUGAUACCGUCUGUCCGAUGGUCAGGGAGGAACAAAGACGCAAAUGUAGUAUUCCAGAUCUGGGAGGCUGAGAGAUAAGUGUGUAGCUUCCAAUUCAUGAUCCAGAAGUGUUUGUCGGUCGGAAAUUAUUGCACGGACAUUCUGAGCAAACAAAGUCGAGCAGGAACCGUCAAAACGCACACCCUCCUCAGCGCUGCAAUCUUAUCUUGUCACCUAGGCCAAUAGGCGUAGUGGUCAAUAGGUCAAUAGGCGUAGUGUAGUGUUGGCUCAGAUUAGUCCAGGACUGGGGCACUGGGUCAAAUCCUUCUGGCACUUUGCUCUGCUGUAAUUGCAGCUUAAACUGCAAAGAUCAUAAGUGCCUAAGUUAUUGAGUGAGAUGACUCAAAUUAAUUGGACCGUUUAAUUAAAUGAUUUCAUGCCAUUGCCAGGCAGCCCCCAGUGACCCCUCUCCAUUAGAGUGACCACAGAGUGGUGUUUAAUGGCUGAGGCAGGAACUCAGUAUUGACUGUAUUGACACCUUGUUGUGAGGCCAUUUAUAAGCUAUUGUCAAUAUCAUUGCUGCCUGGGCCAAAAACUUGGCCUGUCAGUUGCCAGAAACCACUGCCAUUAACCUAAGAUGUUUUGCCCUUGUCAUUCAAUCAUCACACAGCUUUUAAAGCCCUGGCAUCUUUCUCAUAUAAACCCUUCCAGUGUGCUCAGUCUUAGCAAUAGCAGCACUAUGGUUUCAUGAAGGCUGUGUGAGGAGUGGAGGAGUGACAGACAGUCAUGCAGAAGACUGACCACAGAGAAACAGAGCAUGGUCAUUGUCACAGAGGGGCUCCUGUGUGAGAGCAGCAGACAGAGACAGAGACAGAGGAGGAGGCAGGGGAGAGAUGGGAGAGGUGCAGGAGGCAGAGAGAGGGGCUGCAGAGGGGCACAGGGUGGAGCUCUCUUUCUCCCUCCAGACCAGCAAAGUAGAAUGAGGAGCUGGCCAGCACAGUCAGAAACAUGCAAACAUUCUGUUAGCGUGGGGAGAGCAUUUCAAUAACCACAGCUGCCACUGCUUAGACAGCACCCAGAGAAUGUUGAUGCAAAAUUUGGAGUAACACUCCUGUUAUUGUGUCCCAUCCAGGGGGAUAUUGUCUGCUUCUGACAUGUGUCCGGGCAUGUUCAUGAAGUUCUGAACUGUACUAAAUCUGUUCAGUUCCAUUUAUUUCCCUUGCUGUGGACAGGCUUUUGGAAGGCUCUGAAAUUAGACUGUGCCUGCAGAUACUCAGCAACUCCUUGGCCUUCCUGUUCUGUUUCUGUUCUGGGCCGUCUGCCUCGGCCUCUCUCAGCCUUUUAUGUCCUCCCCAGGUGAUUCUCACAUCUCUGUUUAGCAUCUCACAGCUACAGCACUUUAUCCAUGGGAGCUAUAUUGGAAUGAAUCCCAUGGGAUUGGGCUGUCUGUGUGCUAAGACGUCAGAACGAACGAGAUUGGAACAUGCAUCCUAAUUUUGAUCAUUCCAGUAUGGCGGCCAAGUUCAUAUUCAGUAUAGGCUAUUCCAAGAUGGCUGGACUCAAUAUAGGAGAUAAUUCCUCUAUUGUAGCCAGUAAAUACCAUUCUGUCUAUGAGUAUGACAAAAAUCUAAAAUAUUCGUAACAAAUACAAAAUAUAUGUCCUUGCCAUACAGUAAUAUAUUGGAAAAAACAUUCUGGAAGAAAUCUACGGGAGGUAAAGUAUGUUUCAUACUUGUUUUGAGUAAACUGCUGGGUAGGUCAGAGUUAAUACACUUAGCCCACUGGCAGAGGUUGUCAGGUGAUGUGAACUUUGAUAGGCAUUCGGAACGUUAAUCCCAGUCAGAUGAUGUGAGCAUGGUCUGGACAUUACUGUACACCAUCAACUAGAUUCAGCCACAGGACAAUUUUUUCGUGAGUGGAUGGUCAGGGGGCCGAAACAUAACUACAAAUAAUUUGCAGACUGCAAAUUGACCGCAAUAAGCUCAAACAGAUAUAAUAUUUGACUAAAACCUAAUAAUUUAGGUUUUAUAAAGAGAUGGAGUGUAGCCAGCAUUUGUCUGGCUACACUCCAUCUCUUUAUACACUAAGGUCAGACCCUGCCAGCUGUCAGUCAGAGUCGGUGCAGGAAAUGAACUAAGUGCCCAGGGGCCACACAAAGUCUAUAGCAAGGCUGGUUUAGAGACCUUUCACGGUGCAGGAGAUCUCUGCAUGGAAAGGAGGCUGGAUAAUGGAUAUAGUUGUAUUACAUGAGAAAGGAGGAGAUACCAAUCUAAAUAGCAUGGCCAAUGCAUAAGUAUGACUAGCAUGAAAUAAUCAGUGCAAUCCAUUCAAGCUGUAUGACAGUAUCACAUUGCACAUAGUCACUGGAGAGGCUGCAUGGUGUGCUUCCUGGAGUUCUAGGAAUCAGGAAGUGUCUGAUCUAAGAACUAGAUACAGUACAGACCUCAAUGGCCGGAUCACAGUUUACAUCGCAGUCUGGAGCCAAAUGAGGUCUCUGAUUGCUUCAGACCACAGCUGCAGCGCUCAGCUUUGAAAUCGCUGCUCUGGAAGACAAUGCUCCCAGUAAACACCGGUAUAACAGGGCUGCCGGCAUCUCUGUGGCCCAGCAGGAAGAUACCAAUAAACAAUAAAUAAACAAUGUGGGACUGAACAUCAAACAGACGCAUGCAGCACGACACAGUGCAGGGCAGGGCAGCUUGGCACUCAGACAGCCAGACUGAUAGACUGACAGACAGGAUCCAGACACUACUUCCUUUGGUACUGAGAUCUGAAGGGAAAUGAUGGGAACUGAGUAUAUAAUGAACCAUGGUCACUGUAGCUCACAUUAUCCAUUCACAGAGAUAAUCAGUCUCACUCUUGUACUUUAAACCUGGAGUUGCAUUUGUAAAGAUACAGGAUGACAUGAGGAUGAAAGUGAAUGGCCUACUUUGCCUCCCAUAAUCAUAUCUGUUUAUAGGAUUAGAAUAAUUUUGUAGACCUAACAGCAUUGUGACAUCUGAUUGGCUUCUCUUUGACUUUUCCACUGGUUUUGAUAUACUAUAGGUUAGGUUAAUAUAACUAGGCCUAGAAAGCCUCAGGAGACAGACAGUCAGAAGAUCUGAGAGAUGCUUGUUCCAAUCUGGCCAAUGUGGACCACAGCUGCAAAAAGCAUACAUUCUCAGUAUGAAGAGAAACUUGAUGAAGCCAAAAGCUCAAAAGAUUAACUUUGAGGAAGAUGAAUCACUGUAAAGUACAUAAACAAUCUGGAAGUGGUCCUAAGACGUAGUCAAUUGGCAUCAAAUCAGGAUCAAUACCCUAACCAAGGCACAGUCUGAGCACGUUACUGUGGUCACACUGACAGAGAGGGCCAGAAUGUAGUGCCCCUGUGUGUUGCCACGCCAAAGCCACAAGUUGAUUCAGUCACUGAGCCAUGGUGAGACCCAGCACCCCACCCACCAGGCUGGCAGCUGACGGAGCGAAUGAUUUGUGUGUUUAUUACAAACACGCAUUCUGUGUGUCACAAACACCAAUGCCAAACAUCUGCUUUCAUUUUUACGGUUGAUUUGGAAGAGCAGUUGCUUAGUUUGCCAUCGCGUGCAGUCUGUAAGCCCGUUAACUAAUUAGUGAGAGGGGGAAAAACUCUCUGAGGGCCCCGACACAGUCUCUCUGUCAGGGAUAAUAAGGACAGGGACCCCCUACCCAGGCUGGCAGGGCAUCCACUUCAUGAGCAGCAGGAUGCACACCUGAAUUUAUAGUAUCCGGUCUGGAGCUCCAUGCUAUAGAUGGGCUUUGGUUUUCUCUUCGCCAGCCAAUGUGGAACAUUUGCAUUCUGAUUAACUACUGCUGGAUGAAGGAUGAUAGAGGAGAGGAAUUUGCAUUGGCAGCGUGAGCCUCCCAGAUUGAGUCUGGUUGGCACCGUACAAUACCUCAACUGCAACUGGAAACCUGACCUCACUGUAUCUGCUGCUGGGCCAGAGCAACUCCUCUGUGGAAUAACACUAGAAAAUAUGAGGAAAGUGCCUCCCUAGCCUCAUGGUUAAAUGCACAUCACAUACAGUGACCACAAACCUAAAUAAACCUGUGUUUGACCUAUGACCUCCUCCAGAGCUCACAGGAAGUGCAACCUCUAAUGGGCGAAGUUCACAACAUGGGUGCAUGGAAAUAGUUGUAGUUUAUUGAACCGAACAAAGCACUAAGCACAGCCAUGGCUGUAAUACAGAUCUGAUUAAGUAAGUGUUUCACAAGCUCUUUACAAGCAAAUCACAGACCACCACUGUUCAGGAGAGGUGGAGAAUGUGUGUGGGUUUGAGGCAGGCAGGACCUCCUUGACAGUAUAUCACGUGCCCUCCUUUCACCCCUUAUUGACUUACUCUUCAAUUCUUCAUCCCUCCACAUGUUUAGAGUCCAGGUCAAGGUGUUUACUAACAGGCAUGACAGCUACAUAACACUGAAAACAUAACAAAUAGAACAAGCUGAUGGAAAAUGUUGCAUCAAGUAUGUUACAAAAAUCAGUUACUGCCACCUGCUGGUCAAAGGGGUAGGAGAAGCACACGUAUCACUAUUUAUCUUUGUAGUUGUAGGCCUACCAGGCAAACCUCCAAACGAGCUUCAAUGCCAUACAACACUCCUUCAGUAGCCUCCAACUGCUCUUAAACACUAGUAAAACUAAAUGCAUGCUCUUCAACCGAACGCUGCUUGCACCCGCCCACCCGACUAGAAUCACUACUCUCGACGGGUCUGACCUAGAGUAUGUGGACAACUACAAAUAUCUAGGUGUCUGGUUAGACUGUAAACUCUCCUUCCAGACUCACAUUAAGAAUCUCCAAUCCAAAGUUAAAUCUAGAAUCGGUUUCCUAUUUCGCAACAAAGCCUCCUUCACUCAUGCUGCCAAACAUGUUCUCGUAAAACUGACUAUCAUACCGAUCCUUGACUUCGCCGAUGUCAUUUAGAAAAUAGCCUCCAACACUCUACUCAGCAAAUUGGAUGUAGUCUAUCACAGUGCCAUCCGUUUUGUCUCCAAAGCCCCAUAUACUACCCACCACUGUGACCUGUACGCUCUUGUUGGCUGGUCCUCACUACAUAUUCGUUGCCAAACCCACUGGCUCCAGGCCAUCUAUAAAUCACUGCUAGGCAAAUCCCCGCCUUAUCUUAGCUCAUUGGUCACCAUAGCAACACCCACCCGUAGUCUGCGCUCCAGCAGGUAUAUCUCACUGGUCAUCCCCAAAGCCAACACCUCCUUUGGCCGCCAUUCCUUCCAGUUCUCUGCUGCCAAUGACUGGAACAAAUUGCAAAAAUCUCUGAAGCUGGAGACACUUAUCUCCCUCACUAACUUUAAGCAUCAGUUGUCAGAGCACCUUACCGAUCACUGCACCUGUACACAGCCCAUCUGAAAUUAGCCCGCCCAACUACCUCAUCCCUAUAUUGUUAUUUAUUUUGCUCAUUUGUACCCCAGUAUCUCUAUUUGCACAUCAUCUCUUGCACAUCUAUCAUUCCAGUGUUAAUACUAAUUGUAAUUAUUUUGCACUAUAGCCUAUUUAUUGCCUUACCUCCAUAACUUGCUACAUUUGCACACACUGUAUAUAUACAGUGAGCUCCAUAAUUCAUUGGACAGUGACAAUUUUUUUGUUAUUUUGGUUCUGUACUCUAGCACUUUGAGUUUGAAAGGAUACAAUGACAAUGAGGGUGAAGUGCAGACUGUCAGCUUUAAUUUGAGGGUAUAUUCAUACAUAUCGGAUGAACCGUUUAGAAAUUAUAGAAGCUUUUGUACAUGGUCCCCCCCUUUUUCGGGCAUCAAAAAACAUUGGACAGUUUAACAUAAUGUAGAAUAAAGUAAUCAUUGUUAAUAUUUGGUCGCAUAUCCUUUGCAUGCAAUGACUGCUUGAAGUCUGCGAUGCAUUGACAUCACCAGACGCUGGGUAUCUUCCCUGGUGAUGCUCUGCCAGGCCUGUACUGCAGCCAUCUUCAGUUCCUGCUUAUUUUGGGGACUUAUUGCCUUCAGUCUCCUCUUCAGCAUGUAAAAUGCAUGUUCAAUUGGAUUCAGAUCCGGUGAUUGACUCGGCCAGUCAAGGAAUUUCCACUUUUUGGCCGUCAAAAACCCCUUUGUUGCUCUAGCAGUAUGUUUAGGGUCAUUGUCUUGUUGCAUGAUGAAGUGCCGUCCAAUGAGUUUGGAGGCAUUUGGUUUUAUCUGAGCAGAUAAAAUAUUUCUAUAGACUUCAGAAUUCAUUGUUCUACUUCUGUCUGCAGUCACAUCAUCGAUGAAGACAAGUGAGCCUGUUCCACUGGCAGCCAUACAGGCCCAAGCCAUAACACCCCCUCCACCAUGUUUCACGGAUGAGGUGGUAUGCUUUGGAUCAUGGGCAUUUCUUUUUUUUCUCCACACUUUCCUCUUUCCAUCACUCUGGUACAUGUUAAUCUUUGUCUCAUCUGUCCACAAUACUUUUUUCCAGAACUCGUGGCUCUUUUAGGUGCUUUUUAGCAAACUGUAAUCUCGCCUUUCUGUUCUUCAGGCUUAUCAGUGGUUUGCAUCUUGUAGUGUACCCUCUGUAGUCCUGCUGGUGUAGUCUUCUACGUAUGGUAGACUUUGACACAUCUACACCUGCAUCCAGGAGAGUGUUUUUGAUCUGUUGGGCUGUUGUCAGGGGGGUUUUCUUCACCAUAGAGAGUAUUCUCCGGUCAUCCACUACAGUGGUCUUCCUCGGUCUACCGGGUCUUUUGACAUAAUUGAGUUCACCGGUUGUUUUUUUCUUGUUAAUGAUGAACCAAACUGUUGACUUGGGCAUGGCCAGGGUUUUUGCAAUGUUCCUGAUUGAUUGAUUUUCAUUUCUGAGCCUUAUGACGGCCAGCUUCAUUUGCAUCGACACUGCUGUCUUCCUCAUGUUCACACCACAACAACAACCUCCAAAGGCAAUAGCAAAGUCUAGAAUCAAUGCUAUUCAUCAACAGCUCUCCUGCAUUCACUAACGACACAAAUGAAUACACCUGCCUAACGACACACAUCUGUGAAGCCAAUUUAACAAAUACUUGUAGUACCUUAAAAUGGGGGGACCAUGUAUAAAAGGUGCUAUCAUUUCUAAACAGUUCAUCCGAUAUAUAUGAAAAUACCCUCAAAUUAAAGCUGACAGUCUGCACUUCACCCUCAUUGUCAUUGUAUCCUUUCAAACUCAAAGUGCUAGAGUACAGAACCAAAAUAACAAAAAAAUUGUCACUGUCCAAUGAAUUAUGGAGCUCACUGUAUGUAUUUCUGUUGUAUUUUUGACUUUGUUUUGUUUUACCCCCAUAUGUAACUCUGUGUUGUUGUUUUUAUCGCACUGCUUUGCUUUAUCUUGGCCAGGUCGCAGUUGUAAAUGAGAACUUGUUCUCAACUGGUUUACCUGGUUAAAUAAAGGUGAAAUAAAAAAUAAAAUAAAAAAAACUAUAGCUAUUAUGUUAGAAAUGAUCCAGGUCUCUUUAUAUUUUAGUCUCAGGAUAGUAGAUUGCACAUUUCUGUGCAAACAAUAAAGUAAUUCUCUUAUCUCAUCUCCUCUCAGGACUAUGAGUAUCCGAACCAGCAGUCCCAGUCCACACAGCACCAGAAGAACGACCGCUGCCCACCCCCACCUCAGAUGCUACCGGAGCGGGCCUGUGAGGUGCCCGGCUGCCGCUCUGACUCAGAGUGUGAGCGCCACAAACGCUGCUGUUACAACGGCUGCAUCUACGCCUGUCUGGAGUCAGUGCAGCCCCCACCAGGUAAGCACCAUAGAUCUAGAAUACAGUACACAAAACCGUACUUAUUGACCCAUAUGACAACACACAUGGUCAUACAUAGCAUGGGCAUGGUUCUAACCAUUGGCACAAGGAUAUGCAGUAAAAUACUGACGAUAUCAUUAGGAUCAAACUUACCAAUGAUGUGUGUUUGUGUUGAUCAGUGCUGGACUGGCUGGUUCAACCCAAGCCUCGGUGGCUGGGAGGGAAUGGCUGGCUUCUAGACGGUCCAGAGGAGGUACUGCAGGGUGAGUAGCCUGGAACCAUUAAACCCACCUGAACUCUACAUCAUCAGUGUGUGUGUUUAGUUGACCUCUGACCUGUCCCCCCCUGCCCUCUAGCGGAGGCAUGCAGCACCACAGAGGAUGGUGACGAGCCCCUUCACUGUCCCACGGGCUACGAGUGCCACAUCAUCAACCAAGGAAACCCCGCCGCUGGCAUCCCCAACAGGGGACAGUGCAUCAAGUCACGUGGUAACUCUGGUAAGGUCAGAUUCAGUCAACACUCAUUCGAUGUAGUUCUAAAAACUGCCAUAAACACUAACUGGAGGGGCUCUUUCUCUUCCAGAUGGACGUCCCAUGAGGCAAAAGUCCUACAAGGACUAUAAAGAUUACUUGGGUAGGUGUGGUGAUCAACUGUCCUGUAUAUGCCAUAAUUAUACUGCAUUUGGAUCUACUGCUGGGGUCUCUUUUACACGCCUGUCAUUUCUCCACCAUAGGAACUGGAAGUAGCUCUAAUAAUGCAGUGGCCUAUGAGAAACACCACCACAAAAAUCUGGGAUGAGGUAGGUUUUACUGGGAUAGAAAACUAGAUCUUGAUGGCAUUUAGAAAAACAAAAAGACAGAAUAUAGUCUAUAUUAGUUGCUAGGGCUGAAAAUUGCCAGGGACCUCACAUACGUAUUACGAUUUGAUUUUCCAAAGAUACUGCUCUCUAUGUCUGUUGCAGAGACAAGAGAGAGCAUAAGUAUAUUUGUUUUGAUCAGACAUGGAAAUUAAAUAGCUGAAAACAUGUUGGCUCACUAUUUAAAAAGAUGGAGAAGAAGCUACAGGAUUUUGUUUUACAAAUCGACACUUGGAGUCAAAGUAACGAUAUAAUAUUGUCCAAAAUAAUAUUGCGCUAUGUAACUGUAUCGAUUUUCCACUCAUCACAAUUUUUUGCCUAUGCCAGAGCUAUCAAAGGACAAUCUAACAAUCUAUAAUAACAAUUUCUGACAAUAUCUGACAGAUAGUUAAAUGCUGGUACUCAUCACAACCGAUCAAUGACUUUCUCAUAUCCCUCCUUAGAUCAUCAGAUACCUCUCCACAGAACCUCAGCUAUCAGAGCCCAGAUACCAAACCUCUCCACUCAUCAACAGAACACAGCAGAACACAACCAAACCAGACCUGACCUGGUAACCUCACGGUGCUUUACAUUUCUCAUGUCUGGCCUGGGAAAAGGAUGAAAACAAGCCUACAUUUCCUACCUCUUCUCGAACUGGUAUACUCAUGAUCCAGGCAGGGUUAACACAUAAUACACUACUUUGAGAGAUUUACACACACACGGAAACGUGUUGUGAUUUAGUCAUGGGUAAGGAAUAAUGGCGUUAUGGUUGAAGCAGAGAAAGGUAUAAGACACAUUAAACGUCAAAGCACUUUUCUUUCCAUCUCAAACUGGGAAGAAAAAGAAAACCAUGACAUUAUUCUAUACACAAUUUCUAUAGAUCCACUGCAAAACACCCCACAACCAGACACACACCUGCCACCUAGGUAGCCCAAUUCUGAUCUUUCUCCCACUAAUUGGUCUUUUGACCAAUCAGAUCAGCUCUGAAAAAUAUCUGUGAAAAGAUAUGCGAUUGCUCAGAACUAGUGUAAAAAAGAUCAGAAUUGGACUGCCUGUGUAAACCCAUUGAAUCCUAAUCUGAGGCCCAUUGAGGGCUGGUCAACAGGAAAUAAGAACCAUGUGCUGCUGUUGGCCCACUCACCCUUCAGGUGAGCAGGAUGAAGGUCCCAUAAACACACUGGAUUUAUAGUUAUCAGACCGAGACCCAGGAACAGACAUCAACCAGAACCACAAACACACUCCAUACAUUAUUUAUGUAAUAACUUCACAACUACCCUCCACUCUACUGACAGCUUGAACAAAGCCUGUCUGUCAUGGUGGGAGAGCAAGCUGGGCCUUACACCAAACAGCAUGAUCACAUCAAUAUCAGCACAUGGAACAGUUCAAACUAUCGAAAGUUAAUCAAAUUGAUCCUAUUCCAUCCAGUAUUUUCAGUUCAAAAAUGCACAUUAGUAUAAUAAAAAGUGAGUGGUCAGGAGUCCACAUCAAAUAUCCAUGUCUGUAUUUUAGUACUAUAUGAAAUGGUGCUCAGUUCCAAGGCUGCCUCUUCUAACAGGACAAUAAGAUGGUCUACACACAAAGACUGAAUUCCACAACUAAUAAGCUAGAGGUAUGAACAAGAUGUAACCAUUCUCUGAGUGAAACAGUGAUAUCCAAAUGUUGUCAAACUGGUGCUGAAAUGUUGCCUUGUGUAUUCCAAAUAAACUGUAUGUUUGAGGCAUA
Molecule: messenger RNA, 12452 nt
Organism: Coregonus sp. 'balchen'
Lineage: Eukaryota; Metazoa; Chordata; Actinopteri; Salmoniformes; Salmonidae
Source: the annotation of a GenBank genome assembly